Messenger RNA from Aspergillus ruber CBS 135680, 1812 nucleotides. Its product is annotated as Iwr1 domain-containing protein. The transcript has a single exon. The record is from RefSeq and is a predicted model, not a curated record. Gene Ontology annotation, biological process: protein import into nucleus. The coding region runs from base 433 to 1569 and encodes 378 amino acids. Gene Ontology annotation, cellular component: cytoplasm. Lineage: Eukaryota; Fungi; Ascomycota; Eurotiomycetes; Eurotiales; Aspergillaceae.
AAAUAAACAUCAAACGCCGCCGCGAAGAAGAACCCGUGGAAACACUUUGUAAGAAUAAAAACCCUCUCCCUUGUUCCUAAAGGAGUCACUAUACAUCUCCAUAACCAACCCAUUAUAAUACGUCUUAACUAAUGAUUAAACACAGAUAUCCAAUCCGAACUCCACCAAACAAAGCGCCGCUUCACAGACUUCGUCUUCCAACGAGUCACUAUCAGUGGCAAAGAUGGGUCUCGUGUUGGCGGUGAUGGUGACGCUGGCCAGGAGUCAGGUAGUUCUUCACCAGCUAUUCCACCGUCAGGAAGAGUCUUGAAGACGCCUAGGUCGGUGAGCAGCUUGAAGGUUUCCAAGAAGGUGGCGGGGAGGAAUCCAUUUGCUGGUCUGGGUAUUGGGGGUGCGAGUGGGAGUGGGAGUGGUGCUGCUGGUGGGGUGCCGAUGGUAAGGGCUACGUCGCCGGGUGCGGAGUUCAGGGAGGAGAAGCGACUUGCAGUGGCGAGGAGGGAGAAGGAGGAAAAGGUCAAGAGGGCGUUGCAUUCUUCUGCGACAGCUCCUGUGCCUGCACAUGCGACUGGUCCUGGGUCUACGCCUGCGCCUGCACCGGCGAAAGCUGGGUCUGAAUCCCCCGCGCCUACGAGCCGGAGUGGGAGUGGGCGUGCUAGUCCGGCAUCUGCUGUAUCUUCAUCUGAAAAGGGGGCAGCGAAGACGGGCGUAUCCGCGUCAGUACGCCGCUUCCAGAUCUCGCGGUCCGUGGAUCUCCGCCGGAGUGUCGAGGGAGGCAUCCAGAAACGAAAGGGUCAAUCAGGUGAUGCCGUGGCGGUUCUGGUUGAGAAGUUAAGGGGCAAGUCGCAUUCGCGAAAGGCGUCGAUGGUGGUGGAUCAUUUAUCGCAGGCGGGUGAUGGUGCGAAGGUUGCUGCUGCCGCGGCAGUGGAAGAGCCCGCGCGACCUAGGAAACGGCCUGUUGUGAACCAGGCUGAGAAGAAGUGGCGAGAGGAGAGGAAGAAUGCAAUUUCCGCUGCGAAACAAAAUAUUUCGCACGUAAUGGAUAAAGGAGAGGAUGAAUCGGAGCGGUUGGCAAAGCAGUUUGAACAGAUUGCUCUGGAGCUGGAUGGUGAUGGUGGCAGUACUGUCAGAGAUACGGAAAUGAGCACAGCACCCGCACCAAAACCAUCUCCAACACAACCAAAGCCACCACUCAAAUACCAACCCCGAACACCAACUAAACCUCGUCCAGCAGAGACCAAAGCAUCCUCAAGGCUACCUUCCGAACACCAAUCCAGCGAAGCAGUCGCAACCGACUCAGAUAGCGACGAAGACUACGUCUACGACGUCUACAUCCGCAAGCCCCUCCCAGAAGCUGGCCUCUUCUCUAACCCGCUCACAGACCUCGAAACCGACCAAGACGCGUGGUUCCGCCAAAAUGGCAUCGACACGACACGCCAGGACAUUGGUGUCAUUGUCAUUACCCAGGAAGACGAGGGGUACUGGGAGAACUUUGUCGAGAGUGAUGAGGAGGAGGAGUGGGAUGAUGAGGAUGCGGAUUCGAAUGGUACCUCCCCCCUUACCCGUUUCUGAACAUCUUUCCUUUGGACAGAAUAAGAAUGCUGAUUAUAAAAGCGGAAAAUAACCCCGCAAACGACUACCCUGACGAAGAACUCUCCUGGGACGAUGAAGACGAUGACCCGUCAGCUGUGUAUGGGAGGUAUCGCCAUAACGCAGUUUCUGAUAACGAGGAAUUUGACUUUGAUGAUUCUGCGAGUGAGGGGUAUGGUGCGAGCAGUAGGAGGUAUGGGCGGUUUGGGUAUACGCAGGAUUAUU